Molecule: messenger RNA, 1818 nt
Organism: Penicillium taxi
Lineage: Eukaryota; Fungi; Ascomycota; Eurotiomycetes; Eurotiales; Aspergillaceae
Product: ferric reductase family protein
Exons: 5
Coding region: 1-1818 (605 amino acids)
Biological process (GO): intracellular iron ion homeostasis; iron ion transport; copper ion import
Cellular component (GO): plasma membrane
Molecular function (GO): ferric-chelate reductase activity
Source: RefSeq, a predicted model, not a curated record
AUGAAGGAUAUGGAUAUGUCAGGGUCAUGGUCCGGGUCAGGGAGCCAUAUCCCCUGGCUUACCUAUCCGCUAAAGCUUCAUUCGUCUCGUGUGGAAACGUGCGAGCUGACUCCAGAGCAAUGCGCCUAUCGCACCCUUGGUUGGAUUAAUGCUUAUAGAAAACUUUUUGCCAGGUACCAAGCCGAUCACGUAUAUGCAUUAAACACUGUUUAUUUUUGCUGUGCUGUGAUUGGAGUAUUUGCUCUGUCCAAUUUAAUCGUUAAAUUUGCUCCAGAAUGGGUCAAACGAACUCGGUUUUGGCGUACCAUAACCUCCUUCUCACGUUAUGUAACAUAUCGCGGCUACAGCUUCUCAGUAUUGCGGUACUGGUCUCCUUCAUUGGGCGUUUUGAUACUGGGUAUUCUGGGCGCGAUAUAUUUCUUUGGUGAGUCGAUUGUGCAGGGCAUACUAGGUACAGGCUCGGAGAACUUACUUGAAGCAGCAAUGACUCUUGGUCCAAAACCUUACUACUGGCCCACUGAUGCCAGUUAUGGAGGCAGUCCCCCUAUCGCAACUCGGGCGGGAUGGAUGGCUCUUGCGCUGCUACCUUUUGUUCUAGCCUUGAGUGCCAAAGCCAACAUGAUAUCUGCAUUGACUGGAGUUUUUCAUCAUUGGACCAGCUACGCAAUGUUUGCGCUCGCACUAAUACACACCUUUCCUUUUAUCAUUUACAACAUCAAUCACGGCGAUAUGGUAAAGGAAUGGAAGACAAGUCUGGUAUACUGGACUGGUAUCGGCACAAUUAUUCCGCAGGCAUACCUGACCAUCAUGUCUCUACCUUUCAUUCGGGACUACUUCAUCGCUACCGGUGCUAUCUAUCUUCUAUGCCUCUUCACUGCUCAGGUCCGCACCUUCUUGAUGCAUGGUAUAAACACUGCCAAAAUUGAAAUGCUCCCAAGUGGUCUUCUCCGCGUCGCUGUGCCAACAACAAUCACAUGGACACCUGGACAACAUGUCUUUAUUCGAUUUCUCACAUCAGACCUGCACCUGCUAACCGCCCAUCCUUUCACCAUCUCUUCUGUUUAUCAGGACCCCGAUCAGACUGGGAAAUUUUCCGAGCUUAUCUUCUACAUCAAGCCCUGUGGUGGUGUUACAGCUCGUCUGGCAGCUAUAGCGACUAAAAUGCCUGGAUGCUCGAAGAAUAUCCUCAUUGAGGGUCCAUACGGUGGCGUAGGCGCAAAUUGCAUGACUAAAUUCGACACGUUAAUCGUCAUUGCUGGCGGGUCUGGGGGCGGGUUUUCUUUGGCAAUGGUUGAUGAAGCACUUCGAAUAUCCAGUCUAGAGAAGGACAAUACCAAGCCGGCACAUGGCGGACGUCGACAUCUACAGGUUGUCUUCUCGACUCGUGACCAUGCUAUGGCAGGCUGGUAUGUCGAAGAAAUAGAAUCUAGACUGUCACACUCUACCACUCUAUCUUCUGAUGGGAAUGGUUUUGAAACUUCCGUGUCAGUGCAUGUUACUUCAACGCUCGAACCUUUGGGUCUGGGUAAGGAUGGUGAGAUUGGCAAAGUUCCUCCGACAGAGAUCACCACCACGGGAUUAUUCAGCCUUGAUGUGCACCGCAAUGUCCGUCCCGAUAUCCCAGGUAUUGUGGAACGUACUGUUGCUAUGGUGCGAGCUGAGACGGCCUCGGGUGAGAAGAAGAAGCGCAUAGGUGUCUUUGUGUGUGGGCCUGCAUCUAUGCUACAUGAUACCCGUAAUGCGGCGGCUAUUGCCCAGACACGGACAUUGAACGGUGAAAUUGAGGAGUUAUAUCUGCACUCAGAGCCCUUUGCGUAA